AUGGCAAUGGUGGCAGCAUCCGAGUGCGUUGAGUGCGCGGAUUUGGUCUUCUCUGCCAGCCGUGGUGAACAGUCAGCGUAUCUUCUCGCACCCCGUGAGGGCUGCGGCAGCUUCGUAAAUCUGGUCAGGAACAGAGAAGCUUUUGUGAGCUUCAUGCGCCAAGUCUUGCACCUGAUUGAGAAGGUGGAGGGCCACCGAAGCUAUCAUCUCCGAGUUUCUGCAGGCUCAGAGCUAUCCACAGGGAGCGAGCAUGGGGGGCGUUUUCUACCUCCACUGAGCGACCAGCUGGCGGCCCACAUUCGCCAAGCAGGCUUUUCGGUGUUUGUCUUUGCCGACAGCGAUCGCAAGCGAGAGCCUUCAGAUGCGGACAACCUGCUGAGUUUGGACGCCCUCGUUGACUACAUGGAUGCAUCCGGCAGGCAAGUGAAGCUGCCGAUUACAUCCCGUGACAUUACCCUUCGUGCUGGUGCUUUCACCCGUUGUGUACUUGAUGCACAGGGUCGUCCGAUCUUGGUUGUGGUCCCGAACCGCUGCGUGCAGUUUCAGUCGGACUGCAGUGAUGACGAACUGGCUGAGCUUUGGUCUCUGGCACUGGAUGUUAUCGAUGACCAGUGGGGCCAGAAGGAUGCUGAUCAGUUUGAGAGCAUGCGCCUCAAUGCUGGCUCAUUCCAAAAUAUUCGGCAUCUACACCUAAAGGUGUGGAUGAGUGGCUGA
Symbiodinium sp. CCMP2456 is the source of this 714-nucleotide messenger RNA. The record is from the annotation of a GenBank genome assembly. NCBI's taxonomy places the organism in Eukaryota, Dinophyceae, Suessiales, Symbiodiniaceae.